AUGACCGGCAUGGUACAGCCCGACCUUGGUCCUCCAGCGACGAAGUACAAGGAAGAUUCUAUUGAUGAUCCCCUUCGACACGGCAACUCUGGUCGUCCCGGUCCUCAACACUCUCAGGCAAUACAGCCUCGAUCAAAUCUAGCACAGAAGCAAGGCCCUGCCUCACCUGUUCAGCCCUCUCUUUCUAUUACUCCUACCACCUACCCUCCAUCCCACCCAUUAGGAAACGGAGCCCUGCACCAUCAUAAUCCCUACGGACCGCCACCUCAGGAAUCACCCUACUACACCACCCAUUCUUCAUAUACAACGACCUCAGCGUCGACACAGUACCCCUCUAGUGGGCCACCUGACCUCAUGGCAUCUACCGCUCAAAUGCAGAGACCUUAUCCGUCUAUUUACCACACUCCCCAAUCAAGCUCACCAGCCUCGGUAGCUUCUCAACCGCAUGAACAACAUGGCCGCAACAUGUACUCCCAGUCACCACAGAUGCCACCGCAGAUGUUUGGCUACCCUCCAUACUCGCCCAUGAACCCGGUUCAACCCUCGCCAUAUGGGGCCCACCAUUCUUCCCAGCAGCAUCCUCUCACAUCACAGCCAUUGAUGAUGCCCCCUCAGAAAGCCCCAUCCCAGGUGCCACCACACCAAUCACCCCACCUCCCUACGUCUGGCAUGUCUAGCAGUCCCAUCAUGAAACUCGAUUCCUCCCAGCACCCCACCACUCCACAGCAAACAAUGCUGAACCCCCCUCUCGCGGCAACUACCAGCCACACAAUGUCUACCAACAACCCCCAUGCAAGCCCACCACUAGGGGGCACCACCUCUAGCGCGGCACCAGGGCCCAUCCCAGCCACUACCCCGCUAGUCGUGCGACAAGACAGUAACGGCGUGCAGUGGAUCGCCUUUGAAUAUUCCCGAGAUCGGGUGAAAAUGGAGUACACUAUCCGAUGUGACGUGGAAUCCGUCAUCGUGGACACACUCACGCAAGAAUUCAAAACGGAGAACUGCGUGUACCCGCGGGCCUGUUGCAGUAAGGACCAAUAUCGCGGGAACAGGCUGGUUUACGAAACAGAAUGCAAUGCCGUCGGCUGGGCACUUGCUGAGUUGAAUCCUGCUCUGAGGGGCAAGCGUGGAUUGAUCCAGCGUGCCGUCGAUAGUUGGCGCAACAGCAAUCAGGACCCGAGAUUGCGCAGCAGACGUGUCCGUCGUAUGGCUAAGAUUAACCGAAGACAGUCGGUCCCCGCUCGGUCUUCCCAUAUGGCGCAGCAAGGCCCUGUUGGCCCAGGUGGUCCACCUGGUCCAGGCAUGAGUGCUAUGCCAGCUCCUGUUCCCCGCCCAAAUUUAGGUCCCAUGUCGAUGGGCCCACCGCAGAUGCAUCAUCAUCAUCAACCUGAUGGUAGUCCUAAUGAGGAAGUUAGCGCGCCAGCGGUCCCUCUAUGCCCCCCCCUCCUUCGCGACAACAGUCUCACCUCACUAAGCCGCCACACAAUCGCAACCUCCGCCCGCAUGGACUCCACUGACCACGAGAUCGAAGAACAAGGUCCAACAAACGACGACCUCUUCAGUCAUCUCCCGGCCGGCAAACGCCGCAAAUUCAUCCUAGUUGACGACCCACAGCGUGGAUGUCGCGUCCGCGUCAAGGUCGUCCUCGACAAGGUGAAUAUGGACGAGAUCCCAGACUCCUACCGCGAGUCAAAUUCCGUCUAUCCGCGUACCUACUUCCCCAUCCAGAUGCGCGACGAGAACCGUGUUGUCCCCGCUAAGCGCUUCUUCCGUGAUGACACCGAGCAGGCGGACGAUCCGGAAGCAUCGACUAUCGGCCGCACGACUGUGCCUGCGCCGUCACUCGACGCUGACACUGAAAUCGACGUGCCGAAGAUCUCCCGCAGAAAACAUCACAAGGAGUUGAUGCUUAAUGACCUCGGCUACCGUAUGAGCUGGAGCCAGAGCCGCGUGUUUGCGGGACGGAUGUUAUUUUUACAGCGUUCUUUGGAUGCCUAUCGCGAUAAAAUGCGAAGCAGUAUGCUCUCUGCGGGCCAGGAUGCAGAUGAUAUCCCCGAUCAUUUUGAUACUCGUCGUGGCAAGCGACGCUUUCUAGAGCGCGGGCGUCGUCUAGACUCUGGUUCUGAGAAUGCUGCGCAGCGGAGUGCGGAGGAGGUUGAAGGUUGA
This is a messenger RNA of Penicillium robsamsonii, 2166 nucleotides long. RefSeq lists its product as uncharacterized. The record is from RefSeq and is a predicted model, not a curated record. Lineage: Eukaryota; Fungi; Ascomycota; Eurotiomycetes; Eurotiales; Aspergillaceae. The transcript has 5 exons. Bases 1 to 2166 code for a protein of 721 amino acids.